Delphinapterus leucas (beluga whale) is the source of this 2951-nucleotide messenger RNA. The record is from RefSeq and is a predicted model, not a curated record. NCBI's taxonomy places the organism in Eukaryota, Metazoa, Chordata, Mammalia, Artiodactyla, Monodontidae.
AUGGCCUUCUACCUGUGUAAUGUAUUUGUGCUCAUUCGGAAGUUACAGUUUACAGCCUUAAGAGCAGGCACCGCUUGCAGCCGUGCGGCUCCCUGCGCUGCCGCCCUCCCGCCAGCAGGGGGCGCCGCCCCGCGCAGCGCGCCGCUCUCCUCCCGGAAGCCUGGCCCCGACCGGAAGUCGCGCGUCGGAGCGUCCUGGAAAGUAGCGGCGUCUACGAGAGCUGCGGCCCAGUUCCCGAGCGGCUACCGGGGGCGCAUGGCCCGUGGGAAGCGCCGCGCCGGGCGCGGGCCGCGCCGCGGGCCUGGGGGCGGCGGGGAGGGGGCCCUGAAGCGGCUAAAGCUAGCAGUGGAGGAGUUCGUGCAGGCGACCUCGGAGGGCGAGACCCCCGGCGGCCGCGAGGGGCCCCGGGCUCAGGGACGCGUGCGCCCGGGCGGGAGGAAAAGCCGCAGGGAGUUGAGGAAGGAGAAGCGGCACCUGAGGAAGGCGCGCCGGCUCCAAAGGACGGCCGGCCCCGCGCAGGGCCCGGGCCCGGGCGGCGGCGGAGCGAGCGGCCCCCGGGCGGAGGCGACGCAGGAGGAGGACGGCCAGCCGUCCCCACGACGGGCCUCGCGGCCGUCCGAGGAGCUGCGACCUCCCCCGGUUCCGGCCAAGGCCGGCCAGGCCCAGGCCAGGGGUCCCCUCGGCAGGACCAAGGCCCCCGCAGCCGCAGUCCGGAAACGGGCACUUCUGGCGGCCAACGAGGAGGAGGACCGAGAGAUCCGAAAGCUGGAGCGGUGCCUCGGCUUGAACAAGCGCAGAAAGAAGGGCGACGGAAGCUCCGUGCCUCUUAGCUUUGCCCGCGAUGGGCUCGACUACAUCCUGGGAGCCCUGGACUCUGGGAAGAGUAGUGGCUGGUAUGAAAGCAGCAGUGAGGAGGAGGAGGAGGAUGCGGGACAGGCACUCCCCGAAGGUGACAGCGAGGACGAACGGGAGCAGCAGGAUGCGGAAGACGAAGGCGAGUGGGCAGCAGACGCGGGAGCGCAGAGCGAGGGGGAGGACCCGCAGGUGGCGGGGGCGGGACAGCUGGAAGCCGGAGGAGCGGACCGGAGGGCGAAGGAGGGAGGGAGGAAGAAGAGAGUCCGUUUUGCCGAAGAUGAAGACAGGAGUGAAAGUUCCGCGGAGGAUGUUGACGCAAACGAUAAGAGUCUUUGUGAAAAUGGUGGAAAGUACAUCCCACCCCACGUGAGGCGAGAAGAGGAGACAGUGGAUGCCCAGAAAAAGGAAGAACUAGAGAGGCUCAAGAAACAGGUCAAAGGUCUGAUUAACAGGCUGAGUGAGCCGAACCUGGCCUCCAUCAGUGGCCAGCUGGAGGAGCUGUACAUGGGCCACAGCAGGAAGGACAUGAGUGACACUCUGACGGGCGUCCUCCUGAGCGCCUGCGCCCCGGACGCGGCCAUGCCCGCCAGGCUGGUGAUGGAGCAUGUCCUCCUGGUCAGCAUUCUUCACUGCACAGUUGGCAUCGAGGUCGGUGCGCACUUUUUGGAGGCUGUGGUGAGGAAGUUUGCUGACGUCUAUAAAAGCGGAUGUGACGGGAAAGAGUGUGACAACCUGUUCGCCAUCAUCGCCCAUUUAUAUAACUUCCACGUGGUACAGUCUCUCCUCAUCUUUGACAUUUUGAGAAAACUUAUUGGAACUUUCACAGAAAAAGAUAUCGAACUGAUCCUGUUAAUGCUGAGAAAUGUGGGCUUUUCCUUGAGAAAAGAUGAUGCUUUGUCGCUUAAGGAACUGAUCACUGAGGCACAGGCCAAAGCCAGCGGGGCAGGCGGCAAGUUCCGGGACCAGACCAGGGUCCGCUUCAUGCUGGAGACGCUGCUGGCCCUGAAGAACAACGACGUGCGGAAGAUCCCGGGCUACGACCCCGAGCCCCUGGAGAGGCUGCGGAAGCUGCAGAGAGCCCUGCUGCGAGGCGCUGGCUCAGGGACAGAGACUCAGCUCCGCGUCUCCUGGGACAGCGUCCUGAACGCCGAGCGGACCGGGCGCUGGUGGAUCGUGGGGUCCGCGUGGAGUGGCGCCCCGAUGAUCGACAGCGGUCAGCAGAAGACCCCGCGGAAGCAGCUCACGGGGACGGUUAGCUCGAAGAUACUGGAGCUCGCCCGAAAGCAGAGAAUGAACACCGACAUCAGGAGAAACAUAUUUUGUACAGUUAUGACUAGUGAAGACUUUCUGGAUGCAUUCGAGAAGCUCCUGAAGCUGGGGCUUAAGGAUCAGCAGGAGAGAGAAAUCGUUCAUGUCCUCAUUGACUGCUGUCUGCAAGAGAGAACGUACAACCCUUUCUACGCGUUUCUGGCGGGCAAGCUCUGUGACUACGCAAGAAGCUUUCAGAUGACAUUCCAGUUCAGCAUAUGGGACAAAUUUCGGGACUUAGAAACUCUGCCAGCCACUAACUUCUCUAAUUUGGUUCACCUGGUGGCCCACUUGUUGAAGACCAAGUCACUGCCGCUUUCCAUUCUAAAGGUCGUUGAAUUCAGUGAAUUGGACAAACCCAGAGUCCACUUUUUACGAAAAGUGUUACAUAUGCUGCUCAUGGAAACGGAAGUUGAAGACCUUGGUUUAAUUUUUGCAAGGGUGUCCGACAGCCCCGCGCUGGGCCUGCUGCGGGAGAGCCUGAAGCUCUUCAUCAGCCACUUCCUGCUGAAGGGCGGGCAGGCCCACGGGGGCGCCAAGGAGGCCAGCGCACUGCGGGAGAGAGCCGAGCUCUGCACCGGGGCCCUGCAGGGGAGGGCGUCCCUGAGGCCGUAGCCAGGGCCUGGGGCCAAGGGGUGCUCAUUCGCCUGCGAUGUGGGGCCGCAGCACAGUCUGUCGUAUUUAAAAUACUCUUAUUUUGGGGCUUCCCUGGUGGCGCAGUGGUUGAGAGUCCGCCUGCCGAUGCAGGGGACACGGGUUCGUGCCACGGUCCGGGAAGAUCCCACAUG